UUGGGCUUCCUUGCCAUUGCUGAAUGUUCAUGCUUACCCAUGACUUCCUCUAUCUCAGCGUGGAUUUGGAGUGAGAGAUUCUGGCUUCCUGAAAAUGUGUCCUGGGCGAGUCUGGAAGAUCCCCCACCUGGAGUUGAUUACCCCAGACCGGGGCACAUACUCUACGCUCUGCCUCUGGCUGUGGGAGUUUUACUGAUAAGACAGCUUUUUGAAAGGCUAGUGGCCAAGCCCUGUGCCCACAUACUUCGGAUUCAGGCGGGAGUGCCUCGGCAAGCUCAGCCCAAUGCUGUCCUGGAAAAGCUGUAUCAGUCCAAAACGCGUCCAGACACAAGGCAAGUGGAAGAACUCUCCAAACGGCUGGACUGGGAUGAACGAAAAAUACAAAGAUGGUUUCGUAUCCGUCGGAGCCAGGACAGACCCAGCACCCAGAAAAAGUUCUGUGAGAGCAUGUGGCGAUUCAGCUUUUACCUGGUGAUUUUUAUCUAUGCCAUUUCCCAUUUGUGGGUGUCACCUUGGAUGUGGGAUACCAGACAGUGUUGGUACAACUACCCUGUUCAGCCUCUGAGUCCUGGACAGUACAAUUACUACAUGGCAGAGCUGGCUUUCUAUUGGUCUCUGAUGUUUUCCCAGUUCACAGACAUUAAACGUAAGGAUUUCUUGAUCAUGCUUGUCCACCAUCUGGCCACUAUAUGCCUCAUCACUUUCUCCUAUGGCAACAACAUGCUAAGAGCAGGCACGUUGGUCAUGUGUGUGCAUGAUGCCUCAGACAUCUUUCUUGAGGCAGCCAAGUUGGCCAACUACGCCAAAUACCAAAGGCUAUGCGACGGCCUGUUUGUGGUCUUCAGCAUAAAGUUUUUCCUCACUCGACUUGUCAUCUUUCCUUUCUGGAUUAUUUACAGUGUUAUGUUUGAGAGCUGGGAGAUUGUAGGUCCUUAUCGAGCGUGGUGGCUGCUCAACGGGUUUCUGCUGGUCCUGCAAGUUCUUCACAUAAUUUGGUUCUACCUCAUCAGUCGCAUCGCUAUCAAAGCCAUUUUCAAGGGAAAGGUGGCAAAAGAUGACCGCAGUGACGUAGACAGCAGCUCGGACGAGGACAUUUCUUCCAGUAAUAGUCAAAACUCCAAUCAAACGCCAAACCUGAAUGACCGCCGUCACACUGGUGCACUUAAUGGCAAUACCCACGACCAUUGA
Molecule: messenger RNA, 1188 nt
Organism: Menidia menidia (Atlantic silverside)
Lineage: Eukaryota; Metazoa; Chordata; Actinopteri; Atheriniformes; Atherinopsidae
Source: the annotation of a GenBank genome assembly